Xyrichtys novacula (pearly razorfish) is the source of this 768-nucleotide messenger RNA. NCBI's taxonomy places the organism in Eukaryota, Metazoa, Chordata, Actinopteri, Labriformes, Labridae. The record is from the annotation of a GenBank genome assembly.
AUGGAUGUAGCAGAGUCAAGAAUCGUGGAAGGUGAGAAUUGUCAAAACGCAAUGACAAAAGCACUGCUGCACAGCAUGUGUCUUCAGAAACAAUUAGAAGAAAGAUGUGAGCAAAUGGAAUCACAUUCCCGCAAGUGUAAUGUGAGAAUACAUUCUGUGGGUGAGAAAAUAACAGAGAGAGGCGAUAUGGUGGAGUUUGUCAAGGAAAUCAUCCGGGAUAAACUUGGCGUGGGCCUUGAAGAAAUCAGCAUAGCAGCAGCGCACAGGAUCGGGAAAAAGACGGGGACAGAGGAUCGGCCCAGGUCAAUAAUAGUACGUUUUCAGAACGAGAACAUGAAACAGCGUGUAUUACGGACGGCAUGGGAGACAAAGGACCUCAAGAUCAGAGACAAGAGGAUUUAUUUUGAGGAGGACUUCACUGACUGGGUUUAUAAGGAGCGUGGACAAUGUGGAAAGAUAAGAAAACAACUCCUAGAAAAGAAUAUAAAGUCAAGAAUUGUGUACCCCCCUAAAUUGAAAGUAUUUGAGAAGGAUGGACAAUACAAGUUGUUUGAUAACCCGCAAGCAGCAGCAGAGGGCGUACGAGCGUACGGCGUUACGGUGGAUAUCCCAGCCGCCAAACCAGACUUUGAGACUACACUAAAGGCAGAAGGAUGGCAGACAGCAGGCGCUGGGAAGAGGAGGACGAGAGAAAAUGAAAAUGAACUAAUGGAAAGUGUCAAGACAUUACUGGACUCUGGGAACCGGCAUAGAAAGGACAAGGACUAA